This is a messenger RNA of Racocetra fulgida, 668 nucleotides long. The record is from the annotation of a GenBank genome assembly. Lineage: Eukaryota; Fungi; Glomeromycota; Glomeromycetes; Diversisporales; Gigasporaceae.
CACACCCAAAGGCAAAACUGCUCAAGAUAUCGUCUUAUGGGCCCUGGAGGCCGGAUACAGAAGUAUUGAUACUGCAACUCUAUAUAAAAAUGAAGAGGAUAUUGGAAUUGGUUAUGAAUCAACUCUUAAAGCCGUCGAAACUUCUUUAUCGAGCUUUCAAACAUCUUAUCUCGACUUGGUGUUAAUACAUACCCCCAAACCUGGUGCUCAAAAACGUAUUGAAUGUUAUAAGGCCUUACAAGAAUUAGUUAGGCGAGAAAAGGUUAGAAGUAUUGGGGUCUCAAAUUAUCGUGUAAACCAUUUAAAGGAGCUGAUGGAUACUGAUCCCGAAAUUAUACCCGCCGUUAAUCAAAUGGAGGUUCAUCCUUGGCAUACUAGAAAAGACAUUGUAUCAUAUUGUGUUGAACAUAAUAUUACCAUUCAAGCAUAUUCUCCACUAACAAGAGGAAAAAAAUUUAAUGAUCCUACUCUCGUUGGCAUUGCUAAGAAAUAUAAUAAAACUGCUGCUCAUAUUCUGAUUCGUUGGGGUCUUCAAAAUAAUUUUGUUGUAUUGCCAAAAAGCAUGAAUAAAGAGCGUAUAAUUGAUAAUACCAAAGUGUAUGAUUUUGAGAUUGAAGAAGAAGAUAUGAAAACUCUUGGAAAUUUAGAUGAAUCUUUUAUUACUAGUG